AUGGCCUGGGCCUCAAUGGAAGAACUAAAUCCUACAGACACUGACAUUUAUACACGCACAGAGCAUAUUCAAAAACAGUAUGGAUCUACUCAUAUUAAGGAGAAAUUCAACUUGAGUGAAGAAGAAACUCUCACUGACAUUUAUACACCUACAGAACAUAGACAGACAGAAUAUCCUUCUACUUGUAUUAAGGAGGAACCAGCCUUAUGGGAAGAAGGACCUCUCACUGGCCCCAACGUUUAUACAAAGUAUAAACUGACAGACCAUACAUCCACUCUUAUUGAAGAAUCAGCCUUGUAUGAAAAGGAAACUCUAAAUAGUCCUAUUUAUAACUUGGCAGGAUAUGUACAAGCAGAAGAUACUUCCAUCCACUUGUCUGCUGAUAACGUACUUUAUAAUAAAUAUUGCAAGCUGCCGGAAUCACAUUGUGAUUUCAGUAAAAUUCUAUUCUCUUUCACGGCAUUUUGUUCUGAAUGUGGAAUAUGUUUUACAGAUGAAUCAAAUUUUAUAUCACAUCAAAGGAUUCACACAGGAGAAAAGGCAUUUUGCUGCUCGCUUUGUGGUAAGUGUUUUACUCACAAGUCAGCUCUUAAUAGAGAUCAGAGGAUUCACACAGGAGAGAAACCAUUUUCGUGUUCUCAGUGUGGGAAAUGUUUCAGUCGGAUGACAGGCCUUAAUAGACAUCAGAGGAUUCACACAGGAGAGAAACCAUUUUCAUGUUCUCAGUGUGGGAAAUGUUUCAGUCGGAUGACAGGCCUUAAUAGACAUCAGAGGAUUCACACAGGAGAGAAACCAUUUUCGUGUUCUCAGUGUGGGAAAUGUUUCAGUCGGAUGACAGGCCUUAACAGACAUCAGACGAUUCACACAGGGGAGAGAAGGUUUUCUUGUUUCCUAUGUAGGAAGUGUUUUAGUGAUAAGACAGAUCUUAGUCGACAUCACAGGAUUCACUCGGGAGAGAAACCAUUUUCCUGUUCUGAAUGUGGGAAACGUUUUUGUUUCAAGUCCGAUCUUAAAAGACAUAUGAAGAUUCAUAUAGGAGGAAAGUCAUUUUCUUGAACCAUGUGCUGUUUUGUUUGUUUGUUUUUUUCUUUACUAAUGCUUAAAGAAAAUAUUUGGACCAAUUAAAUAACUAAUUUUUAUCCAAAAUGAAUAAAUAUUUUAUAAUUUUGGUAUAUCUCUCCAAGAUGUGCCGGAUAAUAUCGCCUGUAAUAUCAUGGUCGGGAAUGUGGAUUAUUGA
Pelobates cultripes (western spadefoot toad) is the source of this 1237-nucleotide messenger RNA. NCBI's taxonomy places the organism in Eukaryota, Metazoa, Chordata, Amphibia, Anura, Pelobatidae. The record is from the annotation of a GenBank genome assembly.